GGCAGGAGACACCCUCUAUUGUGCAUUUGUACGUUAAACAAUACUAAAUGACUGCGGGAGCGCCCCGUCCCGCCGGGCAGCGGCAGCGGCCGCGCCCCGCCCGCCCUGCGCUGCGCCGGAACCGGCUGUCGGGGCCGGGUUGUCACCGGCAAUAGGUUCCCCCAUCGCGGGGGUGUGGGCCGAGGGUCCCGGCGCCGGCGGGGAUGCGGGAGGCGGGCGCGGAGCUGGCGGAGCGGGAGCGGCAGGAGCGGCUGCGGGAGGCGGCGGCGCUGGGGGACGCGGAGGAGGUGCGGCGGCUCGUGGAGCUGGGGGUCGGCCUCAACUCCCAGAACGAAGUCAACGGAUGGACAUGUUUGCACUGGGCCUGUAAGCGGAACCACGCGGCCGUGGUGGCUUAUCUGCUGCACGCAGGAGCAGACAAGGACAUCCUGACCAAGAAAGGAGAGAGGCCAGCCCAGUUAACAUCCAAGAGAGAGAUCAAGGAGAUGCUGGGAGUGGAAGACGAUGAACUCCCGGACCUAAAGCAAGAUUCAGACCUGCCAAUCAUCCCCAAUUACCUGGCUAACCCACCUUUCCCUUAUGUUUAUAACACCACGGGUAGCAGCAUUCCAGAUCCCACUGUGAACGGGAAUGUCUCCCAUUCUGAGCCGCACGAUGCCGACUCUCCGUCCGUGCCUGACGCGGAGCUUUACAGACGUGCGCCGUCACAGCACGGGAACGCUGCUCCCGAGGGGGCUCCCAAUGGGGACAUGCCACCCCUGCCCCGAGGGCCUGCUGGGCCACCACGCUCACAUCCUGUCCUCCAGAGAACUCCUGUUUACCAGGGGCCGUUGUCGUGGAGCAGAGGCCCCCCUUCGCCGGCAGGAUCCAACCAGUCCGUACCCCAGCAAGAGAACGGCUCCUGCGUGGGGCCUGUGCCAGCCUUCCAGCCUGUGUUCUUCACAGGAGCUUUUCCACUCAAUAUGCAAGAACUGGUGCUUAAAGUUAGAAUACAAAACCCUAAUCUUAGAGAAAAUGACUUCAUUGAAAUUGAACUGGACAGACAAGAACUGACCUACAAGGAACUGCUCCGAGUGAGUUGCCAUGAGCUGGGUGUGAACCCCGAGCACGUACAGAAGAUCAGAAAAUUACCAAAUACAAUGUUGAGAAAGGACAAAGAUGUUGCAAGGCUACAGGAUUUCCAAGAAUUGGAGCUUGUUCUAACAGUAAGCGACAAAAACUUACUUUUCAGAGUCCCAACACUUUCUGAACGAAGUGGUUAUAACAAGAAGGCAUCAGAACUGACAUACUAAUUGUUCAAGGAAUAAAACAAAAUAUUUGUAUCUCUCAUUUUAAAAUUAAGUUUGAAAUACAAUAUCUAUAAGGGCUAAUGAUGUGAAAAAAAUCUAUUUUGUUAACCUGGAAAUAAAUUAAAGUGGUUAUGCACAGUUACAGCUUCUAGUUAAUCUAAGAGCAGUGAGUCUGAUAUGAAAGUAGCUCAAUGCAAAGGAAGUAUUGGCAGAACUAUCUGUUAAUGCGACACUUUUCCUUACAAAAAGAUAAUCUUCAAACACUGCAGAGUUAGCAGCUCUCAGGGAAAGGCUUACCUUAAGCUGUUCUAAUAAUUUGAUUGCUAUAAAAUAGCAGAGGUACUCAAGCUAAAGAACCUGCCACGAAGCCCAUUUAGUGUUUGUACUGAGUCCAUUACCAUUAAUGUUCCCUUUUUAGAUUGUGUAUAUUAAGUCAUAUCUUACUUAGAAGGAAAAAACCAGAAGGGUUUCAAUGUGUGGAAGAAGCACAAAACUAUGUCUCGUUUGAAUACUAUCAAGUGACUUAUUACCUGUGAUUUCUUAAUCCCUGUUUACACUUUUCCCCAUUUCUCAGGUUAAAAAUAAAAGUGAUAGUAAUUAUCCAAAUAAUAAAUAUGCUCUCAACCAAAAUCCCUUUUAUUGUUGUCUGUCAGUAUAUAGCAUUGACAUGUGCAAUUUAAAAUCCUAUUCUUCUUACUGUAUUGACAUUUCUCCAAUGCUGCUUUAAUUUCCCCUUUUAAAAGCACAAAAUUGUAAUUUUAUUUUCCUUUUGCCUCUGCAUUCCUGAGAAAGAUUGCAUCUUGAACCUAUAAAGUUGCCUGUGUGAAAAGAAACUAGUGAAGUGCCCAGUGAUUUCUGGGCUGAUAUGAAAUCUUCCUGUGUUCCUAUGCAAUGUAUUUUAUUUUUUUUCCCUAUGACUUGUGUUUACCCAUGUUGUUUACUGAAAAAAAAAAAAACAAACAAAACCACAGUUACUUAAAAUUCAGAAUUUGACUAAUUUGCUGUGACAUUCUGGAAUAAAGAAAUUGAAAAGUA
Messenger RNA from Pipra filicauda (Wire-tailed manakin), 2324 nucleotides. It is a transcript of the gene ANKRD40, whose product is annotated as ankyrin repeat domain 40. Lineage: Eukaryota; Metazoa; Chordata; Aves; Passeriformes; Pipridae. The transcript has 5 exons. Gene Ontology annotation, molecular function: protein binding. The record is from RefSeq and is a predicted model, not a curated record. Bases 204 to 1292 code for a protein of 362 amino acids.